This is a messenger RNA of Heteronotia binoei (common prickly gecko), 1155 nucleotides long. It is a transcript of the gene NEUROD1, whose product is annotated as neuronal differentiation 1. Gene Ontology annotation, molecular function: protein dimerization activity. Gene Ontology annotation, biological process: regulation of DNA-templated transcription; nervous system development. The coding region runs from base 43 to 1155 and encodes 370 amino acids. Lineage: Eukaryota; Metazoa; Chordata; Lepidosauria; Squamata; Gekkonidae. The transcript has a single exon. The record is from RefSeq and is a predicted model, not a curated record.
GAUGUUUCUCUUGUGGUUCCUUCCGCAGGCGGGAUUUGCAGCAUGACCAAAUCGUACAGCGAGAGCGGGCUGAUGGGGGAAGGCCAGCCUCAAGGUCCCCCGAGCUGGACUGACGACUGCCUCAGCUCCCAGGACGAGGCGGACAAGAAAGAGGAGGACCUGGAGGCGAUGCACACCGAGGAGGACUCGCUGAGGAACGGCGAGGAGGACGACGAAGAGGACGACCUGGAGGAAGAGGAGGAGGAGGAAGACGAGGAGGAAGAGGAGGAGGAAGACGAGGACGACCCGAAGCCCAAGAGGCGCGGCCCCAAAAAGAAGAAGAUGACCAAGGCGCGCCUGGAGAGGUUCAAGCUGCGGCGCAUGAAGGCCAACGCCCGCGAGCGGAACCGCAUGCACGGCCUCAACGCCGCCCUGGACAACCUGCGCAAGGUGGUGCCCUGCUACUCCAAGACGCAGAAGCUCUCCAAGAUCGAGACGCUGCGCCUGGCCAAGAACUACAUCUGGGCGCUCUCGGAGAUCCUGCGCUCGGGCAAGAGCCCGGACCUCGUCUCCUUCGUGCAGACCCUCUGCAAGGGCUUGUCGCAGCCCACCACCAACCUGGUGGCCGGCUGCCUGCAGCUCAACCCGCGGACUUUCCUGCCCGAGCAGAGCCCCGACGGGCCCGCCCACCUGCCGCCCGCCGCCGCCGCCGCCGCCGCCUUCCCCGGCCACCCUUACGGCGCCUACCAGUCGCCCGGGCUGCCCAGCCCGCCCUACGGCACCAUGGACAGCUCCCACCUCUUCCACCUCAAGGCGCCGCCGCCGCCGCCGCACUCCUUCGGCGCCGCGCUGGAGCCCUUCUUCGAGAGCGCCCUGGCCGAGUGCGCCGCCGCCGCCGCCGCCGCCGCCAGCCCUGCCUUCGACGGGCCCCUCAGCCCGCCGCUCAGCGUCAACGGGAACUUCUCCUUCAAACACGAGCCUGCCAACGACUUCGAGAAGAGCUACGCCUUCGCCAUGCACUACCCGGCCGCCGCCGCCGCCUCGGCCCACGGCUCCCUCUUCUCCUGCUCGGCCUCCCGCUGCGAGAUCCCCGUGGACACCCUCCUGCCCUACGAGAGCCAUGCCCAUCACGAGCGAGUCAUGAGCGCCCAGCUCAACGCCAUCUUUCACGACUGA